Messenger RNA from Artibeus jamaicensis (Jamaican fruit-eating bat), 558 nucleotides. RefSeq names its product S100 calcium binding protein A11 (gene S100A11). The transcript has 3 exons. The record is from RefSeq and is a predicted model, not a curated record. Gene Ontology annotation, cellular component: cytoplasm. Lineage: Eukaryota; Metazoa; Chordata; Mammalia; Chiroptera; Phyllostomidae. Gene Ontology annotation, biological process: regulation of cell population proliferation. Gene Ontology annotation, molecular function: calcium ion binding; calcium-dependent protein binding. Bases 107 to 409 code for a protein of 100 amino acids.
GGGGCGGGCGGGCGGGGACAGACUGGAACCCGGCCGGCCCGCCCGCCGCCCAGAGAUCCCUGCGCCGCUAGCCGCUCACAGCCUCCGCGCCUCGCUCUGCUCCAACAUGGCGAAAAUGUCCAGCCCUACAGAGACUGAGCGGUGCAUCGAGUCUCUGAUUGCUGUUUUCCGGAGGUAUGCUGGAAAGGACAGUAACAGCUUUACGCUUUCCAAGACUGAGUUCCUAACCUUCAUGAAUACAGAACUGGCUGCCUUCACAAAGAGCCAGAAGGACCCCGGUGUCCUUGACCGCAUGAUGAAGAGAUUGGACGUGAACAGCGACGGGCAGCUAGAUUUCCAAGAAUUUCUUAAUCUUAUUGGCGGCCUGGCGGUAGCUUGCCAUGAGUCCUUUAGCCGUUGUCAGAAAUAAACCUGAGGAGCCCAUGGAGCUGGCCUCCAGACCACCCCCUUCCCUUCCAGCUUCCCAGUCAUCAUCUCCUCACAUACCCUGAGCACAGUGCAUUCCCACCCCAUACAUGCCCCUCCUGCUGGUAGUAAUAAAACAUAUUUUUUAAAACA